ACUAAAGUUAACGUCCGCCUUUUAUAGGACUUCAGAGUUCUGAUACAGCUGUACUGCUGUACAAAAUGCAUAGUAAAAAUUAAUUGUUUUCGGAGGCAGUGGGACAUAAAUAUUAAAGGUGCCGUAUUAAAACCUAAUCAAGACAUGAUCUAUAAAUGUUUUCUUAUUUAUCUCGGGAUACUCUGGCAAAGUGUGAAUGGCGCCGACCAAUGUGUAACUCGCGGAAGGUUUCCUAAUCGAAUAGAAAAUUGCCGAGGCUACACCAUGUGUAUUAAUGGCCCCGCCGGUUUCAUAGAAUACAACCUCACCUGUCCAGAAUCCUUCAUUUACAGCCAUUUAGAAAACCUCUGUACAAACGUGACUAGUUACAAAUGUAUGCCUGAAUUCAAAUGCACGGAAGCAGGAAAUUUUGAAGUCGAUUCUGAAAAUUGUACGUCAUUCGCAGCUUGUGUUGAAGGUCUAAGCGGUUUAGUGGAUGCAAGAUGGUCGGAAUGCCCCCAAGGAACAGUAUUUAGUCCAACCGAAAAGAGUUGCAUAAAUGAAACGUUAUAUGGUUGUCAUAAAAUCGAAGAUUCACCCAAUAUUCUUUCUAUUCUAAUUAAUAAUGGACCAAUAUUUACUGCUAAUUUUACUUUAAAUGAUGCUCCUACAUUAAGUUAUCAUUAUACUACUGUGUAUGGGUUUUCGUUACUUCUGUUAUUAUAUACAAUAAAGCGUUAA
Messenger RNA from Papilio xuthus (Asian swallowtail), 720 nucleotides. RefSeq lists its product as uncharacterized. NCBI's taxonomy places the organism in Eukaryota, Metazoa, Arthropoda, Insecta, Lepidoptera, Papilionidae. Gene Ontology annotation, molecular function: chitin binding. The record is from RefSeq and is a predicted model, not a curated record. Gene Ontology annotation, cellular component: extracellular region. The coding region runs from base 145 to 720 and encodes 191 amino acids. The transcript has 2 exons.